AUGGCAUCUGAAGCCCACAAUGGUAGAAAACAGAAAGUAUUACAUAUCGAAGGUCAUCCCAUUGAUCUCCCCAGAAAAAGGAUCUCCUCUUCCACUAAAAAGAUCAUGAAGGAGGGUAAGAAAUCUCCAAAACAGCUGGCUUCAUACACAAACAGAAUAACAGUUGGAAAAACAGUGACCAGCCCUCUCUCUCUUUUCAAAGUAGUAUAUUGUAAAAGAAAAGUUCAUUGUUAUAGUCCAAAGCCUUGUUACAGAAAGAAGCAGUUCCCUAAAUCUAGGGGCUGUGACAUGGCAAAUAAAGAAAAUGAACUGGCCUGUGCAGGGAACCUGCCAGCGAAGCUGCACAACGACACUCGCAGCCACUUGCUGAAUUCCACCGACUCUGGCUCCUCUCAGACAGAAGGGUCCUCCUCCAAAUACAGUGGAUUCUUUUCAGAGGUUUCUCAGGACCAUGAAACUAUGGCUCAAGUUCUUUUCAGCAGGAAUCUGAGGCUGAAUGUAGCUUUAACUUUUUGGAGAAGGAGAAGCAUAAGUGAACUGGUAGCCUACUUAGUGAGGAUACAGGAUCUUGGGGUGGUGGUGGACUGCCUUCCUGUGCUCACAAACAGUUUACAGGAAGAAAAACCAUAUAUUUCAGUUGGCUGCUGUGUAGAUCUUCUGCCUUUGGUGAAAUCACUGCUUAAAAGCAAAUAUGAAGAAUACGUGAUAGUUGGUUUAAACUGGCUUCAGGCUGUCAUUAAAAGAUGGUGGUCAGAACUAUCUGCACAUACAGAAAAGGCAGAGGAUGGAAAUAUUCCUAUUUUAAAACAGCAAUUAAGUGGAUUAUGGGAACAGGAGAAUCAUCUGACUCUGGUUCCAGGAUAUACUGGUAAUAUAGCUAAGGAUGUAAAUGCUUAUUUAUUACAGCUACACUGA
Molecule: messenger RNA, 915 nt
Organism: Indicator indicator
Lineage: Eukaryota; Metazoa; Chordata; Aves; Piciformes; Indicatoridae
Gene: KATNBL1
Product: katanin regulatory subunit B1 like 1
Exons: 9
Coding region: 1-915 (304 amino acids)
Cellular component (GO): nucleolus
Molecular function (GO): microtubule binding
Source: RefSeq, a predicted model, not a curated record